GGCUGCGGAGCGCCGUCCAUCAAUUUUACUUUGACGCGUGGCUCCGCCCCCGCGCCAUCCCAUUGGCUACUGUAAGCGUUCGUGCUCCGCGAUUGGUCGCUCGGGCUGGUUGUCAAGGCUUUGGGGCUUCAUUCACCAUUUUGCGACUGUAGUGUAGAAUGUACAGGGCAGUAGUUUUUCCUCCUUUUAAGUUGCUUUGCCGGAGAAAUAUGAACGGCCGCUAAUUGGCAGCUGCGGACGACCGGCCACCCUGCCCUAUUUUACCCGGCGGACUCAACAGAAAAUCACCCAGGGGUACUAUAUUAGCUCUGAGUCUCUGGAAUAAGGUGGGCAAGUGCCGAAGUCGCGCAACGAAGACAAGACAGGAUGAGAGAGAGAGGCCCUGGCAGAGGAGGAAAAUAGAGAGAAUAGAAAGGAGGAGGAAAGAAGAAAAAACACGAGGCAGAGCAAGAGAGGAACGCCAAAGAGAAUCUCUGGGAUAAAUAAAUAAAAAGCCUUGUUUGGAGAACAGGCGAGCUAGAUGAAAAGAUGAAGCCGAUAAAAAAGCAGGGCCGGCGCUCUCCUCCCUCCACCCGGGCCAAAGGGGGGAAGCGUCGCGGAGCUGGGGAUGCCCCAGAAGGAGGGGAGAAGAGAGACUCAGACGAGAACAGAGACAGAAGCAGAUCCCCACAGAACCGAACUCCCUCGUCUUCAUAUUCUUCUAAUUCACAUUCAGAGUCCUCCCAGACAGAUCCAAUCAGAGUGCGGGACUCUUCAGAGGGGGAGGGGCUUCACAGAGAAGGCCUGUCAGAAACGACGGUAUCACUGGUGAUGGAUCCUGGAAGGUCAGCUGUGAGCGGCAGCAGCCACAGUGACAGCGGUGGCAGCAGCUGUAGUAACAGUAGUACACCAAGCGCCAACAACAGCCCGAACCCCGCCUCCAGCCGAAAAACAGCCACCUUCAAGGCCCGUGUUCCCAAGAAGAAGUACACCUCUGAACACUGCAUGUCUGCUACUGGUAACCAUAGCAACCCUUCAUCCAGCACGCCCCCUCCUUUGCCUCUUAGUGGCGGAGUCAUCAACCACGGGUCAACGGGUUCAGGAAGCGACAUCUGUGUCUCACACCCUGAUGGCAACAGUCAGAGCAGGAGCCUGAUGGACGACUUCCACAGCAGGACCACUGGCAGGGAGGGGCCUCAGGGCGGCUCUCCAGGACCCCCGAUCCUGUCUCUGGGAGGGGACAGGGAACGGCCUGGAGGUGUUGAAGGGGUGAGGGAUGUGGAGCGAGUGUCGCCCAGUCCCUUGCCUCGCUGCUCCUCAACAGACACGGCCAGCGAACACUCAGCUGACCUGGAGGUAGUAGGCGACUCACACCCCCACACACAGAUGUCCACACACGCUCCACCUAGUCUCCCUGAUGCACUGUCGGACGCCCUCGCCAAAGGGCUGAAGAAUCAGCGUGUCCUCGCUCGCCAGCUCAGGAGAAGAAGUGAUGAGGAGGGAGGUAGCGAAAGGAGGGAUGAAGGGGGGGACAUGGUGUUCCGGGCUGGAGUGGUUCGCAAGGUCAGCGGUGAAUAUGGAAGCCUGGAGGUGCAACUGAAUGGCGAAAAGACUCUGUGGCGUUACCCGUAUAGACAUGACAGCCCCCCAGGGGUGGUUGACAUUAUCCUAGAUGCCUCACCACCUGGUGUCCAUCCAAUAGCUAUUGGCACCCGUGUCUGCGUACCAUUUGGCAAUGAGGAGGGCAGUGAGGGCCAGUGGCAGUGGUACCGAGAAGGUGUGGUGACCCAGGUGGACACACACCCUGCAGUGGCCAACCGCUACCGUGUCCUGCUGUCUGAGGAAAGACCUGACUCUGUGGAUGAUGAAGAGGACGGCAGAGGGACAGCUUGUGGUACCCAGGCAGUGUGGGUCUCUAGACAAACACUCCGGCUUCUGGUGCCACCUUGGGACCUGGAUCUGCCGUCUGGAGGAGGACGAGAUGGAGAAGAGGAGGCCAGAGACAAGGAAAGAGAGCGGGAGGAUAGGGAGGAGAUAGAUGUGGAACAGGAGGUGUGUCGUUUGAGCCGGGGGAUGACACCCGGCGUGGCGUCAGUGUUGGGUAGAGGAAUCCCAUACCCAGGCAUGGUCCCCGUUUCAUCCGCAGCAAGCCACAACAUCACCUCCCCAGUAACCCCAGCGUCUGUCCUCAGCCUGGCUCCAGGCAGAGAGUGGGAAAUGGAGAAAGACUUGGAGAGGGAGAGGGACCUCCAGAGAAACCAGGAAAGAGAGAGGGAAAGAGAGCGAGAAAGGGAGAACAGUGCAAAGCAGCAGCUCCAACAACAGCAGCAACACCACCCGUACAUGCCACUCACCCCUGAAGAAGACAUGGAGGUGUCCCACUUUAACAUGCUCCCAAUGGGGGCGAUCAUACCUGGGGCCAAACCAAUGGCAGUUCCCCAACACCGCCACAUUGUCUCUAAACCCCCGCCUGGCUACCUCAAUCCCCACCUGUCUGUGGUGCGGGGCAUCGGGAUUCCCCCUGCACACCUGGCCUUGAACCCCCACCCUCCUCCUUCACCUGUCCUAUUAGGCCUUGACCCAGCAACCGCAGCAGCUGCAGCAGCUGGUGCUGUCAUCACCACCCCUCAGCUGCCUCCUCUCCCUCCCAUGUCCUCUUCCACUGCAUCCUCCUCCAGAGUAGAGAAGGCCUCAGGAGGCGGUUCUUCCAGUGGAGGAGCAGGUGGUGGCGGUGGAUCUGGAUCAGGUUCAACCUCCUCCUCCUCCUCACGUUCCCGCACCCCGCUGACAGCUGCCCAGCAGAAGUACAAGAAGGGAGAUGUGGUGUGCACGCCAACAGGCAUCCGUAAGAAGUUCAACGGGAAGCAGUGGAGGAGGUUGUGCUCCAGGGAGGGCUGCUCUAAAGAGUCCCAGAGGCGAGGAUACUGCUCCAGACACCUCUCCAUGAGGACCAAGGAGAUGGAGGCCAGUGGAGGCAGCCGGGAGCGGGGUGGAGCCAGCAGCACCGGGACCCUGACGCCAUCUGACCUCCGACUGAGCGGUGGCAGAGCUAGCUCAGAGUUUGACUGGGAUGAGACGUCACGUGAAAGCAGCGAGGCCAGCAGCCGUGGAGGAGACUCCCGCCCCCGCCUGGUCCUUCCCUCUCUGCUCCCCCAGGACCUCUCUCGUUUCGACUUCGAUGAGUGUGAGGCAGCGACCAUGUUGGUGUCCCUUGGGGGCUCCCGCUCAGGCACGCCCUCAUACUCUCCUAUCUCCAACCAGUCGCCCUUCUCCCCGACCCCAUCGCCCUCACCCUCUCCGCUCUUCGGCUUCCGACCUGCCAAUUUCAGCCCCAUCACUGCUCCUGCCUCCCUUACUCCACGGCGACAUCGCCAGCUGAGCGGCACUAAGAUGGGUACACCAGGUGUUGAGCGAGAGCGCCAUCUGUCUGGUAUCGUGCCCACUUUCCAGACCAACCUCACUUUCACGGUCCCCAUGAGCCCCAGCAAGAGGAAGCUGGACACCCACCCACCCCCUCCGCUGCCCACAACCCAGGACUACCAGACCAAACCUGAGCAGCAGCAGCUGGUGAACAUGGGGGGUGGAAUGGUUGGAGACCCGACCCUGGGCCACAACCCUGCCGCCUUCCGAGUCCUCUCCCCCCAGAGUCAGCCCACAACCCCGUCCUCCCUCUCCUUCCCUCGGCCUCGUAGCGCCACCAGCAGGCCGCCAUCCUCCGCUGCCUCCACGCCUCCACCCAUGCUGGUCUCUCCCACUCCUCCCUCCCCGCUGCCCCAGGAACCGUCCCCACGCCGCAUUGUGCCCCUCAGAGAUUCUCCGGUUAUUGUCCGCAACCCAGAUGUCCCCCUGGCCAAGUUCUCUGACGGCCCGUUAGGGAGGAGAGAGCGGAGCAGGUCCAGAGAGCACAGCCAGCCCCAACACACAGCUCCACCGGGCCUGCAGGUCCCCGUCCCCAUCAAUGGGGCCACCACUAACGGAGCAGUUCUCCUGCGCAACCCCACAUCCACUCUCGUCCUGGUCACCUCCAGCUCGUCCCUGACUCCAGCCGCAGUGGGCCACACUGCCCUGUCCAGCCCCUCCACGAUGCCCACUUCAUCAGGCUCCAUCCUGUCCUCCUCUGGUUCUGGAGGCAGGGAGCGGGAGAGGAAACCUGAGGGACACCAGGAUGCCUCUGGAGGGGGGCUGCCACAGCCGGUAGCCUGUCACCCCACGCCGACCGCCCUGCUGCCGCUCAUACUGCCAGCUGAGUCGCCUCACCCGGCUCCACGCAAGCAAAUCAUCAUGGGACGGCCGGGGACUGUUUGGACCAACGUGGAGCCUCGGCAGGUGCCAGUGUUCCCUUGGCAUUCGCUCGUCCCUUUCCUGGAGCCUAGCCAAUCAGGAGCGGCUGCCCAGCCUGCUGAUGGCCAACAGCUUGUCAAUCAGAGCAAAGAGCCUCGUUGCGCGGUGGCCCUGGUGAGCGACGGGCGGACAGGCCCUCCGGAUCUAGAGAGGGGCUCGCCGUCAUGCCCUCCCCCGACCAAUGACAAUCCUCCUGCAGACAGGGGCGGGGCUGACAGCGAGACAGAGAGCGACACAGACGACCCGUUCUCCCCGGGUGUGGCCAACGAUCCGGCGCCCUCCGCUGGCCCCAUGAAGAGACGCACACAGUCCCUCAGCGCCCUGCCCAAGGACGGAGACAGGAAGAGGGAGAAGGACCACAUCCGCCGACCCAUGAAUGCAUUCAUGAUCUUCAGUAAACGCCACCGGGCCCUGGUGCACCAGCGACAUCCCAACCAGGACAACCGGACAGUCAGCAAAAUCCUGGGGGAGUGGUGGUACGCUCUGGGGCCCAACGAGAAGCAGCAGUACCACGAUCUGGCUUUCCAGGUGAAAGAGGCCCACUUCAGAGCCCACCCAGACUGGAAGUGGUGCAACAAGGACCGUAGGAAGUCGCUGUCAGAGGGCCGGGGGACACCAAAGGAGCCACGGGAGAGGAGCAUGUCAGAGAGCAUAGAUCCCCAUUUGGAGUCUCAGGUGCUGGAGGGGAAGGGAGGAGGCUCGGGCUGGCCAGGGGUAUCGGAGCGUCGAGGGGGGCUGUUUGCGGGGCAGCAGCCCCGUCCCCGAGCCUUUUCCCAGAGUGCCGUGCACACCCUGGAGCAGAGGGAGAGGGAGAGAGACCUGGAGAAGGAGGACGGGGCAGGUCUGUUUCGCCACCGGCCCCCGACUCAGUCAAUGUACCAGGGCGGGGCCAGUGAGGAUGUGACUAGCGACGAAGAGCGAAUGGUCAUAUGUGAGGAGGAGGGGGACGAUGAUGUCAUGGAGGAUUCCUGUCCUGAAGGCUCCAUCGACCUCAAGUGUAAAGAGAGAGUGACGGACAGCGAUGAGGACGAACCAGACGGACAGCAUGGCUUCCAGCCAGUGGCUCGCUCCUCUCUCCCUUCUUCCUCUCCCUCCAUCCCUCACUCCGACUCCAGCUCAGCUAAAGGGAACGGAGGAGGAGGAGGAGGUGGUGGUGAAGACAGUUCUGAGAGGAAGAGGAAAAGAGGUGGAGACGGAGGAGAGGAGGGGAGCGAGGGAAGACCCAGAGAAGAAACAGCAGCAGAAGGAGGAGGAGGUGGUCUCUCCUCUCUGUCCAUCGCAGGCUCUGCAUCCAGCACACACGCUCCCCUCGCUCUGGCCCAGCAGGGUUUGACCCAGGUCCUCGGCGCCGUCCGCAUGGCUCCCACCAUGGUGACCAAUGUGGUGCGACCCAUCGCCAGCACGCCCAUCCCCAUCGCCAGCAAGCCGGUGGAAGGAGCCGUCACCAUCAGCUCUCUGCCUCAGGACAAGAAAGCCACUCUCCUGAUUGGAGGAGGUGGACCUCAGCAGCUGCCAAUCACCGCAGGGGGUGGGUACCUGUCCUCAUCCUCCUCCCCCGGUCCAGUCAGUGUAACUCCUGUGGGGGGCAGCGGUGUGGUCACUAGCCUAGUUCUGGCAGGGUCCUUUCCUGCCGCCCAACCAGUGCAGCUCCUCACCCCACCGCAGCCGCACGCACAAACCCCUCUACCUGCCAUCCAGCCCCAGCUCCACCCCACUGCAGCCACCUCCUCUCCCACACCUCCCGCCGGCCCCAAGCCGCUAGCGCAGGUCCAGUACAUCCUACCUACCGAGAAUCCCUCCCAUCAGCAAAUUCUUUCCUUGUCCUCCAAUGCCGCCCUGGCCAAUGGCGUUCACUCAGGGGCGGGACUCAGAGUUGCAUCAGUCAGCCCCGGAACCAGAGUCCAAACCCAGUCUCCGGUCUUGCAGAGCAAGAUGUUGGUUCCCAUGGCAACAGUGCGAACAGGGUCUACUCCUCCUCAUCCUUCCAUUUCGCUGGUCGCUCCACCUCUUCCUGUGCAGAACGGCUCCGCGACAGGAAACAAGAUCAUCCAGAUCGCUCCCAUGCCUGUGGUCCAGACCAACGUUCACCCUUGCGGCGCCGCUGCAGUGCAUUCUGGGAGCCCCUUUCCUGUUUCUGUGGCAACAGUGAUGACUCCCGGUGCCGCGCCCCCACAGACCGUUCUCCUGACCUCUCCGCCCACCAGGAUCACAUAUGUCCAAUCCGGCCCAGGAGUAACCACGGCAACGUCCCAACAGGCCACACCCGCUCCAGGCCCCACUUAUCUCCCAUCAUCCCUGGCAACCCUGGGCUUCACCGCCAUUGCCCCGGGCGGGCAAACUCUGGUCCAGCCUAUUCUUGGUCAGCCGCCACUGUUGGCUCCGGCCCCGCCCCUGACCUGUCAAUCACAGACCCCACCAGGUCAGGCCUCGGGAGCCGCUGGCCGUCAGGUACUAACUGCCAUCUACCCUGCACCAACCGUUGCACUGCCUACUGGCGUAGUCUCCAUGACAGCCGUGCCACCCGCACUGGCCGCCCCGGCCCAGGACGUGAUGAACCCUUCCUCCCCUUUGGCAACAGGGGUGCAGGGUUCAGCUGCGGCGACCCCUCAGCCUCACAUGGCGCUGGAGGACGUGGAGCUGAAGGUGGAGGUGAAGAAGGAGAGCCUGUCGGACGGUCACAGUGAGGACGGAGGACAGGGACGGUCCAGCUCUGCUGUCAGCUCCUCAUCAGUCACUUUUAAUCUCUCAGCAGUUAAAAAAGAGGAGGACAUCGUUCUGCACAUCAAAGAGGAGAACCUCAGAGACGGACACUGCAGAGAAAAACCGGGCGACCUGGACAGAGAGCAGGAGAGAGCGAUGAAGGAGAACAGUGAAAAAAAGGGAGUCAGAGAGACGGACAGAGAGGACCACAGCAUGAGCGACAGCAGCAAAGAGGCUGGACCUCACACCCCUCCUCCACCACCCUCAGGUUUGGACCCCCCUCCCCCUCCUCCUGCGGAAAGAGAGCCCCCCUCUUCCUCAAAAAAGACCAAGUUCAGACCCCCACCGCUCAAGAAAACACCUGACUCUCACGAAAAGGUCUUGUCGGAGACGUACUUCGAGGAGCGUUUUGCUGAGCUUCCAGAGUUUAACCCCGAGGACGUCCUUCCUUCGCCCACUCUGCAGAGCCUGGCCACCUCACCGAGAGCCAUCCUGGGGAGCUACCGAAGGAAGAGACGCAACUCCACCGAGCUGGAGCCGACAGCAGAGGAGCCCAGCUCCCCGAGGAGGAAGACCCGCCGUCUCUCCAGCUGCAGCUCGGAGCCCAACACCCCCAAGAGCGCCGCCAAGUGUGAGGGAGAGAUCUUCACCUUCGACAGACCAGGUACAGAAGGAGAGGAUCUUCUUGGAGAUUUGGACCGGGUCCCAUACUCGUCGCUGCGUAGAACUCUGGAUCAGCGCCGGGCCUUGGUCAUGCAGCUGUUUCAGGAACACGGCUUCUUCCCCUCAGCUCAGGCCACUGCUGCCUUCCAGGCGCGCUACUCGGACACCUUCCCCACCAAGGUGUGUCUGCAGCUGAAGAUCCGUGAGGUGCGUCAGAAGAUCAUGCAGACGGCCACGCCCGGAACCUUCGAGUCUGCAGGUUUCGCUGAAGUCAACCCCGCCCCGUCCCACAGCUCCUCUUUCAAUCAAUCAGCCCGGGAGGACGGAGGGGCGGAGCUGCAAGGAGACAAAGGCCGGAGCCCCGAGGAGCCGAAAAGCGAAGGAUCAUAAGCUGGAGAGGAUGACAGAGUGGAAAUAUCAAGGAAAAGAAAAAGAGAGAGAGGAGUGUGUCAUCCCUGCAGAAUGUUCUAGUAUGUGUUGAACCAGUACGGGAUCCGUUCUACUGGCACUAAACUCCACCAGACCUGGGCACAAAUACAUUUGAAAAUGGUCAUAAAUAUUCAAACUACUCAAGGUGCGCUUGAUUCGUCUAAUCAUGCAGCAAGUCCUGAUGGGUCAAGUGCUUCUUGUAGUGUUCCCCCCUUUUUUUUUUCCUCCUCUGAGUAUCCAGAAUAUUUUCAGUUUGCCCAGGUCUGCUCUCAGCACAUUUGUACAGUAGUUUGUAGUUUGACACACAAACUCUGUGGCACACUCUCACAAUCUCUCUGGCACACACACACACACACACAC
Centropristis striata (black sea bass) is the source of this 8472-nucleotide messenger RNA. RefSeq names its product capicua transcriptional repressor a (gene cica). Gene Ontology annotation, molecular function: DNA-binding transcription factor activity, RNA polymerase II-specific; RNA polymerase II transcription regulatory region sequence-specific DNA binding. The coding region runs from base 529 to 8073 and encodes 2514 amino acids. The transcript has 22 exons. NCBI's taxonomy places the organism in Eukaryota, Metazoa, Chordata, Actinopteri, Perciformes, Serranidae. The record is from RefSeq and is a predicted model, not a curated record. Gene Ontology annotation, cellular component: nucleus. Gene Ontology annotation, biological process: regulation of transcription by RNA polymerase II.